UUUAUGGACAACAGAUUUAUAACUACAACACGGAAAAACAUAAAACAGAGCAAACAGAUGCUGCUUAAUCUCAGACUCCCCUCACUUCCUUGCCGUGCUGUUGUUUAUUCCUGCUUACACAGCAAGAUGAGCGCGACUACUGGACCAGUUAUUCGCAAAUUCAUCCCAGUUGAACACUCGCAGACUCAUGGCUCCAAAUUGCGCCUCGUCUCAUAUAACAUUUUGGCCCAGGCUUAUGUGAAGAGCUCCUUGUUUCCGCAUUCACCAGCACCUUGUCUCAAGUGGAAAGCUCGUUGCCAGGAACUUUUAACUGUUCUUAGGAGCUUUGAGGCUGAUAUCCUUUGCUUACAGGAAGUAGAUGAGUAUGAUACCUUUUACAAAGGAAAUGUUGAGAGUCAUGGCUAUUCAAGUGUUUACAUCCAGAGAAGUGGCACAAAGCGUGACGGCUGUGGAAUUUUUUACAGAAACAAUAAAUUGGAGUUGGUCAUGCAGGAGAAAAUAGACUAUAAUGAUCUGGUGAACUCUAUUCAAGAAGAAGAGGCAUUGUGUGCUGGUAUGGAUAAAAUUACCGUUAGUGACACCGAACGAGAUACUGCAUCAAAAGAAGAUUUGCAGCCCAAAGACACCAAAGAUCGUGGGGAUCCUAAUGAUCCGCGUGUAAGAUUAAAACGUGAUUGUGUAGGUAUCAUGACUGCAUUUCGACUGAAGGAAUCUUCUGAGCAUUUUGUAAUUGUUGCAAAUACACAUAUUUACUGGGAUCCAAAAUGGGCUGAUGUAAAGCUUGCACAAGUUAAAUAUCUACUGUCGCGUCUUGCUAAAUUUAAAACUCUGGUAUCAGAUAAAUUUGACAGUGAACCUUCGGUUCUUCUUUCUGGUGACUUCAACUCAGUCCCUGGAGAUAAGGUAUAUGAAUACCUGAUUUCUGGUAACCCUUCCAUGGAACCUCAACUGGAACAGAGGGAGGAUCUUCCAAUUCCAUUAGAUAGCGUAUACGCAUAUCUGAGGGGAGAACCGCAAUUCACAAACUGCACACCUGGGUUUACUGGUACUCUUGAUUAUAUACUUUUUUCUCCCAGUGGAAGCAUCAAUCCUAUCAGUUAUCUAGAUCUUCCUGAAGCCGACUCUUCUGAUGUUAAAGGUGGACUCCCAAAUUACUACCAUCCUAGUGAUCAUCUGCCAAUUGGUGCUGACUUCGUGAUUCGUACAAAAUAAAUUAGCAUCAGUACCUGGCAAGAGCACUGUUGAAAACGUUCAGUUACUUCAAUUUCCCAAUUCUUUUCAAUUUUUUUUAUCCUGGUAGAUUGUUUAGUUGGACAAUUUUGCGAGCCCAGAGCAGUUUUGCACACAACCCCAAACCCCACCAUUUUCCUUUAUGUAUGAUUUGAUUUCAACAUAUGUACUCCUUUUUUUUAUUGAAUAUGUACAAAUUAGUUGUUUA
Messenger RNA from Daucus carota subsp. sativus, 1438 nucleotides. RefSeq names its product carbon catabolite repressor protein 4 homolog 4. The coding region runs from base 4 to 1212 and encodes 402 amino acids. Gene Ontology annotation, molecular function: poly(A)-specific ribonuclease activity. The transcript is spliced from 10 exons. The record is from RefSeq and is a predicted model, not a curated record. Lineage: Eukaryota; Viridiplantae; Streptophyta; Magnoliopsida; Apiales; Apiaceae.